GCUGAUCCUCUGGGCUAAAGAGAGAGGUUCUUCUAAACAACACCUUUGCUUCGCUGAAUAAAUGUUCUUAUUUUAACAGUCCUUGCUGGCUCUGGCAGUGAGCAAAGUGAAACAGCAUGUUAAUAACACGAGUGACUUCCCACUUGCUGAGGGCUUCACGGUUCACAGGCCGCCUCCUGCCCCGCUCCGUCUCGUCCUUUCCUUGCCACCGCUCUGUGACUGCACACUACAGCACUCAGCCCCCCAACACGAAUGGAGCCCAGCCUCAGCAGUGGCACGCUCUGGACCCUGACCUGGAAGAGAUGCUGGUGCCCAGGAAGCUCUCCAUCAGCCCCUUGGAAAGCUGGCUGACGGUCAGGUACUUCCUUCCGAAGGGAGAAGUCCUCGAUGCUCCGGAGCAAGUGGGUGAGGAACCUCUCCAGGGCUACAGCUGCCCCCCACCUGCUGAGGGAGAUGAGGUGGGGGAAGGAGAAGGAGCAGUUGGCAGCCAGGUGCAGUGCAAGAACGUCCUGGAGAUCCGCAGGAGGAAGAUGAAUCGGCACAAGUACAAGAAGCUGCUGAAGAGGAGGAAGUUCGUGCGGAGGAGGAUAAAGGAAGGGCGCAAGAAGAAACGCCAGAUCAAAUUUGAGAAGGACUUGGAGCGCAUCUGGAGAAGAGCUGGCUUGAAAGGCCCCCCCUCAGGAUGGCAGACACCCAAGAUCUUCCUCAAGAGUUCCAAGAGAUAAAGCAAACAACCAACAACCAACCCCUUGUAAUGAGUUGUAAUUAAAACACACUAUUUAAGUACCUGCCUGCCACUUA
Dryobates pubescens (Downy woodpecker) is the source of this 801-nucleotide messenger RNA. RefSeq names its product aurora kinase A interacting protein 1 (gene AURKAIP1). The record is from RefSeq and is a predicted model, not a curated record. Gene Ontology annotation, biological process: mRNA processing. The transcript is spliced from 3 exons. NCBI's taxonomy places the organism in Eukaryota, Metazoa, Chordata, Aves, Piciformes, Picidae. Gene Ontology annotation, cellular component: mitochondrion. Bases 117 to 725 code for a protein of 202 amino acids.